AUGCCUCAUUUUAGGCACAUUUUGUGCAAUAUUCUCGUCCUCCUCGUUCUCCUCGAUGCAAAGCAAACCCUUUGCCAUUCCAAGAAACAUAGGCACAAGGGAUCCCCAGGGCUGCCACUCACAACAAACAUCACAGGGCAAGCGCAGGUCCCAGAGCAACAGUUCAUGAGAUGGGUGAAUUUUGUAGGCAGCCUCAAGCACUCCCUUUUCAAGGCUGCCAAGAACAAGCUCUUUCCUUCCUACACCCUCACCGUCGACAAGAAUCCGGCCGCCGGAGACUUCACGUCGAUCCAGGAUGCCAUUGAUUCUCUCCCCUUUGCCAAUCUUGUCAGAGUUGUGAUCAAAGUUCAUGCAGGAGUUUACACGGAGAAAGUUAACAUACCUCCAUUAAAAUCGUUCAUCACCAUAGAAGGAGCAGGAGCAGAGAAGACGAUAGUCCAAUGGGGAGACACAGCCCAGACACCCGGCCCAAAAGGCCAGCCACUUGGGACCUAUGCCUCUGCAACUUUUGCUGUCAAUUCCCAAUAUUUCAUUGCCAAGAACCUCACAUUCAAGAACACAGCGCCAGUUCCACCGCCAGGAGCCGUAGGAAGACAAGCAGUGGCAUUUAGAAUAUCAGGAGAUACAGCAACCUUUGUAGGGUGUAGAUUUCUUGGAGCACAGGACACACUCUAUGAUCAUGUGGGUAGGCAUUACUACAAGGAUUGCUACAUUGAAGGCUCUGUGGAUUUCAUCUUUGGCAACGCCCUCUCUCUGUAUGAGGGAUGUCACGUGCAUGCAAUAGCACAGUUAAUUGGGGCAGUGACAGCACAAGGGAGAAGCAGCUUGCUGGAGGACUCUGGCUUCUCUUUUGUGAACUGUAAGGUCACGGGAUCAGGGGCUUUGUACCUAGGAAGGGCAUGGGGAGCCUUCUCUAGGGUUGUCUUUUCAUAUACAUACAUGGACAAUAUCAUCAUCCCAAAAGGCUGGUAUAAUUGGGGUGACCCCAACAGAGAAAUGACUGUAUUCUAUGGGCAAUACAAGUGCACAGGACCAGGGGCUAGUUUUGCAGGAAGAGUGUCAUGGGCAAGAGAACUCACUGAUGAGGAAGCUAAGCCUUUUGUUUCUCUUAGCUUCAUUGAUGGCUCUGAAUGGGUUAAAUUGUAGUGAUAAUAACAACAGCAAAACUACAUAUAUAUAUAUAUAUACGUACACACACGGUUGUAUGCAUAGUCAACUCCAGAUUGAGAUAAUGAGGAAGAAUAAAACUUGUUUUAUCCUGAAUUUCUUCUAUGAUGUUAUGCUUCCAUGCCAAAAUCAUACAACUCCUU
Molecule: messenger RNA, 1310 nt
Organism: Diospyros lotus (date-plum)
Lineage: Eukaryota; Viridiplantae; Streptophyta; Magnoliopsida; Ericales; Ebenaceae
Product: probable pectinesterase 53
Exons: 5
Coding region: 1-1146 (381 amino acids)
Biological process (GO): cell wall modification
Molecular function (GO): pectinesterase activity
Source: RefSeq, a predicted model, not a curated record